Messenger RNA from Habropoda laboriosa, 2071 nucleotides. RefSeq lists its product as uncharacterized. The record is from RefSeq and is a predicted model, not a curated record. Gene Ontology annotation, molecular function: epidermal growth factor receptor binding; receptor ligand activity. Gene Ontology annotation, biological process: epidermal growth factor receptor signaling pathway. Lineage: Eukaryota; Metazoa; Arthropoda; Insecta; Hymenoptera; Apidae. The coding region runs from base 381 to 1898 and encodes 505 amino acids. The transcript has 8 exons.
CGUGGACUGAAAAAACAGUGCGCGACCGGUUGUUGUCCCGUGCGCGACCGCGCGGUUCCGACAGAGGAGGAUAUCUCGCGUUUCGUCCGCUCUUCUGUGGUGUGCCUGUGUGUCCCUUUACCAAGGAGGAAGAGAGGUUAGGUUAGGCUAGGCUCGCGUCACCCCCGGCCACGCACCGUCCUUGUCUAUCUCUCUUUCUCUCUCUCUGUCUAUCUACGUUCCUUCCCGCCCCUCUUUCUCUGGCAUACGCGAAGAGGAACGCGCAGACACGAGAGCCAGACCGACUACUACUACUAUUACCACCACACUAAACCACCAACACACAUAGACACACGCGCCCAGCCAGCCAGGACAAUUGGGGAAAGAGGAGGAAAACACAAAUGCCGAUCGCCGGUGGAAUUCUGGUCGCUGGAACCGCGGCUCAUUGCCUGUCUUCCGCCGCUGGCAUGCUUCGAUUCCUGGCUAGACUUUCAGGGAGGCGGCGGCACGUGCGCCGGAGUUCUGGGCCAGGUGGUGGAGCUCGUGCCGUUGAAGAAACAGAAGAGGCAGCAGCAGCAGCAGCAGCAGCGGGGGUGGUGGGAGGCUUGGUGGAUGUGAGGGACGAAGGAAGGGGAGUAGGAGGAUGCGAGCCGGUUGGAGCGAGCGUGAUCGAGGAGGUUAGUUGUUCACCGGUGGCGGAUGGCGAGGUCUGCUGCGGCGACAGCAGUACCACCACCAACUAUAGCCACCGUCGUCAUCACCUCCACCAUAUACAUCGUCGCCAUAGUCAUCAUCGUCACCAGCAACAGCAGCAGCAGCAGCAGCAGCAGCAAGAGCAACAGUGUCAUCGAUGUCACCAACGAAGGGACAGCGUCGUAGCUAGCAGCAACGAGCUCGUCGUCGACGAGGAAGUCGACGAUGAGUCUACGUGCCAGGACACCGCUGCUGCUACUACAACCACAACACCCUCGCCACCACAUCGCGAGCUCCAUCACCAUCAACGUCAUCAUCAUCAUCGUCUGCAUCAUCAUCAUCAUCCCUACCACCAUCACCAUCAUCAUCAACAACCUCAUCACCACCACCACCACCACCACCACCAUCAUCAUUAUCAUCUGCAUCAGCAUCUUCAUCAGCGGCUCAGGGACGACAGACCGCCCAGUGAUCAUAAUCAUCGGGACGAAAGCGUGGAACGCAUCGUCCAUAGGACUACCACCGAUCGUCACGCGGAUGGUACCACCGUCACCGAUAACCCUGCCACCGUCACUGCCAUGACGAGAGGAUGCAGGAUCCCGCCCUACCUCGCCACUCUACUCAUCCUCUCUUACACCCUCUUCGGUAUCGCAGACGCCUGUUCAUCGCGGUCGACGCCGAAACCACGGCCACCGACGCCGACGCCUCGACCAAAUAUCACAUUCCACAUGUACACGUGUCCACCGGAUUAUGCGGAAUGGUACUGCUUGAACGGUGCCACUUGUUUCACUGUCAAAAUCGUCGAUUCCCUCCUUUACAAUUGUUUAUGCGCCAACGGUUAUAUCGGGCAGAGAUGCGAGUUUAAGGAUUUAGAUGGUUCCUAUUUACCUUCCCGGCAACGUGUAAUGUUGGAGACAGCCAGCAUCGCCGGCGGUGCCACGAUAGCAGUAUUCCUGGUCGUUAUCAUUUGCAUAGCGGCUUACAUCCACUGUAAGCGAAAGCAAAAGGAAUUACGGUCGAGUAACUGCGUCGACACGGUGGAUGGUCCUGGCCGAGAUCCGGAGUUGAGGCCGUUUAGCAACCGCAGCCGCUCCCUCAUGAUCUUCAUGACCAAGAAUCCUAAUAGCUCGGCGGCGAUAGAGCAGACGAGAAUGCCCGGAUGGAACUGCCCGGAAGCGGAGUCAAUGAGAAUGGCAUCCAUCAGCGAAGGCAAGCGUUCGAAUCAAUGAUAGCCGGGCCCGGUGGCUGCUAAUUCCACGUGAAGACGACGAACCGUGGCGUCCAGCUUAACAGAUCACACCACCACCACCACGUUCGACGGAAGAGAAGAAUCACUUUCACCCAGCUGCUUUCUAUCUCCGUCCAUGGACUAACGUUUUCACGCGGCUGUUUGUUGCGUACC